CGGCGGAAUUUUUUUUUUCUCGGUAACAGCUUCAGUUGAAAGGCUCUGACUUCACCUCUCCUUUCGGAUAGUAGCAGCAUUUCUCAGUGUUUCUCCUUGUUUCCCAGAGUCCUGUUUUUGUGAGUUGCUCAGUCCUGUCUCUGUGACGGACUGAAGUAAGGAACGGGUUACCCCCUGUUGAUGGAGAGCGGGAAGCAUUUGGUUCUUCCUUGGUCAUAGGUUGAGCUUCAGGUGCGAGGGUUUUUCUUCCACAAACGAACUCUAUGAAUUAUAGCUGUAUGAAUUAGCAGCAUUGAAAGCAGAUUCAUAUUCUGUGGAAGGAGAAUGUCUGAUUCUGCGUGAUGGAGUCGAGAAGAAAAAAAAACAAAAACAAAAACAGUGAGAUCUGGUGUUGGAGGUAUUUCCUUCCUGAUUUCUUUUUUCAGGAAGGAGGGGCCUGGAACUCGUGUAUAGCUUUAACCAAACCCGUUCGUGAAUCUUUGUUUUGUUCUUAGUUGAUUUAGAAUGGAAACGAAUGUGAAAGGUUCCUUUGACUCUUUUUUUUUCUGAGUAGAAAAAAGAAAUUGCCGCCCCUUUUGGGGAGAAUGCAAGAGUGGGAGUAGAUGGCUUUCUUUAUGCAUCCUGGCUGGCAGUUCGUUCCGUUUUGGUCUUCAUGGGCUCUAUUUCGUAGACUGGUGAGAGUGUUGAAAGAGUUCUAUUUCAGAGAUUUUUUUAUUUUUAUCUCCUCUUGGUGCAAAGAUAUUGGGCAUUUUAGUAGAAGUCGGGUAUAUAUCGAUAGCAGCAUUUUUUUCAAAUUGGUUUGCUAUGAUAAACAUCUGAGAUAGGAUGGUAACCCAUAUCAGGGAGAUUGGCCAGAGGAGGGUUUAGGCACUUGAAUCAAGCCCAUUUGCACAUUGAUUAGUGGUCAGCACCAUUUCAAGCGCUGUACUUUUGUUGUAAGUUUUCAUUAUUGUUUCCUUCAAGGCAUACCUUAUCCACAUCAUUAAGAAAUACUUGGAUGAAUAGUUUCCUAACGAACUGCCGUGCUUUGCACAUUGAUUUUAGGAAAAAAGGAAACUUAGAAUGACUUGUAUAAAUGUAAAUCUGUAUAAACUAAGGAAACAUUAGGUGUAUCUUAGGAAAGGCUGUCAAAUAUUUGAAGUCCUGAAAGUUUCCUUUGAGAGUUUCAGCUGCAUCUUUAUUUGUACCCGUAAUUGAAUCCUGUAACAAUUAGCUCCCUGACUUCAAGAAGCAUGCAAUUGCUCUCGUCCCGCUUGUAUUAAUGAACCUGAUGGCUUUGUUUUUUCGGGAUAUGAUAUAUUCCCGUUUCCUCGCUGAGAGCCUGUGGUUGAAGAUGCUUUUGAACAAAAAGGAUAAGAUAAACAAGAAGCUACAGGGCAAAAUAUGUGUUUUAAUUUACGUAUAAUGAGAAUUACAAGUGAAGAGUUUGCCGUGCGGUUAAAGAACCACGCGCACGGAAUGCCUGUGCCUUCCUCCCGGUGGUGACAGCGUGGAGGAUGAAGGCAGAGAUCGGCUGGAGCAAUGCGGAGGCAGGAGAUCGGCGCUGGACGAAAAGCGGCGUCUCCGCGGCGACUGUCCCCUGCAGGGAGCAAGGCGGGGCGGGCAGCGCUCGGUGCCUGCAGUGCCGGGCGGAGGCUGCGGGCGCCGCUGUUGACCGAGAGGAGCGAGAGGAAGCUCGGAGCGCUGCAGCCCCGCCCGCUGCGGACCCGCUCGAUCGCUCGCUCGCUUAGUGUCAGGCUCGGCUGCCGGGAGGUCUCCGAGCGUGUCCGCCGUGCAAAGCCGUUGUGCAGGGAGGCCGAGGGGCCAGCCAUAGCAGCCGGGAGCGACGACUAGGCGCUUGAGUGGAAAGCGGAGGAGCAUUGCCGCCACCGAGAUGUGCGCGGCGGGGAGGCGCUGGGGCCGGCGGCAGCGAGCUCUGCUCGGGGCCGUCCUGCUGGCGGCGUGGCAGGCGGCGUGGGGGCAGCUGCGCUACUCGGUGCCCGAGGAGAUGCCCAAGGGCUCGUUCGUGGGCGACGUGGUCAAGGACCUGGGGCUGCGGCUGCUGGAGCUUAGCGAUGGCGGCGUCCGGGUUGUUACCGAAGGUAGGACGCAGUAUUUCGCUCUGCAUGGGAAGACGGGACAUUUAGUGACGGCAGAGAGGAUCGACAGAGAGCAGCUGUGCGAACGUGUGCAGCAAUGCGUGCUGCGCUGUGAACUCAUAGUAGAAGGGGAAAUGAAAUUUUAUGAAAUUGAAGUGGAAAUCACGGAUAUUAAUGACAACGCGCCCAGCUUCAAGGAAAUGGAGCUGGAGCAGAGAAUGAGCGAGAUGACAGCUCCAGGGUCGCGGUUUCCCCUGGCCGAGGCUCACGACCUGGAUUCAGGCCGUAAUUCCCUGCAGAGCUACGAGCUGAGCGGCGACGAGCACUUCUCGCUGGCCGUGCAGGCGGGCCCCGGCGGCGAUCAGCGUCCCGAGCUGGUGCUGGCCAAGGCGCUGGACCGGGAGGAGGCGGCGUUUCACGAGCUGGUGCUGAGGGCGAUGGACGGCGGCGAUCCGGCACGGACGGGCACGGCUCGGAUCCGCGUGACGGUGCUGGACGCAAAUGACAACGCGCCCGUGUUCAGCCAGGCGGAGUACACGGUGCGAGUGCCCGAGGACGUGCCCGUGGGCUCCGUAAUCAUUGCUGUCACGGCCAUGGACAACGACGAGGGACUUUUUGGUAACGUGAAAUACUCCUUUAAGAAAGUAACGGACAAAGCAUCGAAGACGUUCCAUCUUGACUCUCAGACUGGAGCUAUAACGCUAUUGCGCAGCCUGGACUUCGAGGAAGGCAACUCCUAUGAGCUGGAGGUGCAGGCACAGGAUGGUGGCGGCCUGUCUGACACUGCCGAAGUCGCCAUAAUUGUCACAGACGUAAACGAUAAUGUGCCGGUUAUUUCUGUGCGGUCAGCACUAAGUGAGAUUUCUGAAGACGCCCCUUCGGGGACGGUGGUGGCUCUGUUGCACGUAAAUGAUCGAGAUUCGGGGGCUAACGGCCAGGUGCGCUGCUCGCUCGCCGAUGACGUCCCGUUCCGCCUUCAAAGCUCGCAGGGCAAUUACUACAGCGUGGUGACAGCGAGCGAGCUGGACCGGGAGCAGGUGUGGGAGUACAACGUGACGGUGCGGGCGGCGGACGGCGGGUCGCCGUCGCUGCAGAGCAGCGCGGUGCUGGCGCUGCGGGUGCUGGACGUGAACGACAACGCGCCGGUGUUCUUGGAGGAGCGCUACAGCGCGCGGCUGGCGGAGAACAACGCGGCGGGCGCGCUGGUGCUGACGGUGCGCGCCACGGACGCGGACUGGGGGCAGAACGCGCGCGUGCGCUACCGGCUGGCGGAGGGGCGGGUGCGGGGCGCGCCGCUGUCGUCGUACGUGUCGGUGCAGGCGGAGACGGGCGCGCUGUACGCGCUGCGCUCCUUGGACUACGAGCAGGUGCGCGAGCUGCAGCUGUGGGUGCGGGCGGAGGACGGCGGCGCGCCGGCGCUGAGCAGCAACGUGUCGGUGCGGCUGCUGAUCGUGGACGAGAACGACAACGCGCCGCAGGUGCUGUACCCGCCGGCGGGCGCAGCGGCGGGCUCGGGCGCGGCGUGGUCGGGCGUGGAGCUGGCGCCGCGCCGGUCGGAGGCCGGCGCGCUGGUGGCCAAGGUGGUGGCGGUGGACGCGGACGCGGGGCAGAACGCGUGGCUGUCCUACGAGCUGGCCAAGGCCACGGAGCCGGGGCUGUUCCGCGUGGGGCUGCACAGCGGCGAGGUGCGCACGGCGCGCUCGCCGCUGGCCCGCGACGCGGCGCGCCACAGCCUGGUGGUGCUGGUGCGGGACCACGGGCGGCCGGCGCUCUCGGCCACGGCCACGCUGAGCGUGGUGCUGGCCGAGAGCGUGGCCGAGCUGCUGGCCGAGCUGGGCAGCGCGGCCGACGAGGCGGCGGCGCCGGGCGAGCCGGCCGCCAGCCUGACGCGCUGGCUCGUGCUGGCCGUGGCCGCCGUGUCGUGCCUCUUCGUGGCCUUCCUGCUGCUGCUGCUGGCGCUGCGCCUGCGCCGCUGGCACCGCCAGCACCUGCUGCCGGCCGACAGCGGCGCCCUGCGCGGCGUGCCCGUGUCGCACUUCGUGGGCAUCGACGGCGUGCGCGCCUUCCUGCAGUCCUACUCGCACGACGUGUCGCUCACGGCCGACUCGCGCAAGAGCCAGCUGCGCUUCUCGGCCGCCAGCUGCUGCGACACCCUCCCGGCCCGCCCGCCGCCCGACGAGCCCGCGCCGCUGCUCGGGGACCAGGACCCCGCCGGCGCCCUGCCCGCGCCUUCUGCCCCUCCCUCGGUGAGUUUCUCUCUCCGCAUUUUCCCCGCGACGCUUUCUUCUGAUGCUCUCCUGCCCUUUCCCCGGCGUGUCCUCGGUCUUGCAUAGGAGAUUUUGCUUCAAGCAUAGUGGAUUUUCUGUCGAUGA
Molecule: messenger RNA, 4450 nt
Organism: Passer domesticus (house sparrow)
Lineage: Eukaryota; Metazoa; Chordata; Aves; Passeriformes; Passeridae
Product: protocadherin gamma-A6-like
Exons: 1
Coding region: 1874-4411 (845 amino acids)
Biological process (GO): homophilic cell-cell adhesion
Cellular component (GO): plasma membrane
Molecular function (GO): calcium ion binding
Source: RefSeq, a predicted model, not a curated record